Messenger RNA from Coccomyxa subellipsoidea C-169, 243 nucleotides. RefSeq lists its product as hypothetical. The transcript has 2 exons. Lineage: Eukaryota; Viridiplantae; Chlorophyta; Trebouxiophyceae; Coccomyxaceae. Bases 1 to 243 code for a protein of 80 amino acids. The record is from RefSeq and is a predicted model, not a curated record.
AUGGCGACGAUAGCCUGUGAGCUGCAUCACAGGACGCAGUCUGAGAUUGUGGUGCCAGUCUGGGUGAACGACAAGAGUGUCAUUGUAGGGGUCCUCGAUGUCGACUCAGACAUCAAAGCAGCUUUCACUGAUGAGGAUAGAGAUGGGUUGGAGGCUGUGUGCAAGCUGCUGGGUGAUCAUGGCUUCAAAGCUGCAUCAAAGCCCCACCUCGGCCUAGAAAACACUACCGAUGAAGACGAGUAG